Xenopus laevis (African clawed frog) is the source of this 1267-nucleotide messenger RNA. It is a transcript of the gene ak3.S, whose product is annotated as adenylate kinase 3 S homeolog. Gene Ontology annotation, molecular function: nucleoside triphosphate adenylate kinase activity; phosphotransferase activity, phosphate group as acceptor; nucleobase-containing compound kinase activity. Gene Ontology annotation, cellular component: mitochondrion; mitochondrial matrix. Bases 150 to 749 code for a protein of 199 amino acids. The transcript has 6 exons. Gene Ontology annotation, biological process: ITP metabolic process; AMP metabolic process; GTP metabolic process. The record is from RefSeq and is a predicted model, not a curated record. NCBI's taxonomy places the organism in Eukaryota, Metazoa, Chordata, Amphibia, Anura, Pipidae.
UUGCUUUUUCUCCCAAUGCAGUGCCCAAUGGAUCUGACCAGGGUGGAGCAGAGGCUUUGUUCUGGGUAUUAUCUCACCAAGAAGCAGUUUGUCAAUGACAUGAAAACCAUAUUCAGGAACUGUGCCAAGUACAACUGCCAGGACAGUGGAUGCCAUUCCAAAUGCAGCCUCCCCAAAUCCACUGCACAAGGGGAUAUAGGACCAAAACACCCAUGCAUGCUGCAGGACCAGAAGUUGGUGUUAUUGCAAAAUCUUUUAUUGACCAAGGCCAGCUUGUUCCAGAUGAUGUCAUCACCCGACUUAUAUUGCAAGAGCUUCACAAGAUCAAUGAAACCAGUUGGUUGCUUGAUGGUUUUCCCCGGACAGUAUCACAAGCAAUGGCUUUAGAUAAAGCUUUUCACAUUAACUCUGUGAUUGACCUGAAUGUACCAUUUCAAACCAUUAAGGGUCGUCUAACCGCAAGAUGGAUCCACCCUGCUAGCGGGAGAGUGUACAACACGGAAUUCAACCCUCCCAAAGUACCGGAAGUUGAUGACCUCACAGGAGAACCUCUGAUACAGCGGGAAGAUGACAAACCAGAAACUGUUACUAAAAGACUGAAGGGAUAUGAAGCUCUUACAAGGCCUGUGCUGGAGUACUAUCAAAACAAAGGAGUAUUGGAAACUUUCUCCGGAACAGAGACUAACAAGAUCUGGCCACAUGUCUAUGCGUUCCUGCAGGCUAAAUUGCCUGAUGUAAACCAGAAGUGAGGAGACUUCCAAGAGCCAUCCAUAGUGAACACAUUUUAAAUGCAAAGCCAGUCUUGUGCCAUACCAUAUGAAUGUAACCUUUUUAUCACUUUCACUUUAAGUGGCAAACUAUUUUAAUGUCUAUGUACAAAAUCAAUUUUUAUGUCAACUGCUCACUUUAGCAUUUUAAUAUUCUUACAAGUGAAUUUUAUUUUUGUAACGUAGGAUUUUAGGAAAGGAAAACUGAAUACUUGAAAAAAAAUUACAUAUAAUCUAUUUUAUUUAGUUUGGUUUCAAUAAACCAACUUGAUAUCGUGUUCACUUAAAAUAUUGAAAAGUUGAUUUACCAAUUUACACCUAAGAAAUUAAAACUAUAUUUGUACUUGGUUUUGUAACCUCAAAAACAGUUAAUUUAUGAAAUUACUGAAUGACUGACAUAUGUGUGAGCUAAUUUUAUGGUAAAUUAAAACUAAAUGUGCAGAAUAAUCUGUGUGAACUGUAUUUGCCCCCAUGUUUCAAAAGUAAAGAUUUAAAACCAG